UAUUUGCUCUCUAGUGUUUCUCUUCCUUAUACUUUAUUUCUUAUUACGAAUCGUUUUAUUUCUUAAAGUUAUCCAGUAAUCUAUCAAAUGGCUUACUUUUCUUCCAUUUAUAUGUCAAAUCUACCUACCUAUAUUUAAUUUCUUAUUACGAAUAUUCAUGAUCAGAAGUCGAGUUACCUGCCAUGCUCACUUCCACUGUGAAUUGAGUUUUCUCUCACCCUCAAAUCCUCUGAUCUACUGACAGUCUCCUUUAGUAAACUCGACAACUGAUAGAUUCUUACCAAACCAGAGGAUGAAGGAGAACAGUAAAUACGGAGAAAGGAAGUGUGGUAUGUUUCUUGAUCUUUUUUACCACGACUGUAACAUUAAUUCAUGCGCUAACUCAAAAUCUUCUCUCCUAGAUCUGAUAAGCAAAUGAGAGAAACACGUCGCUGUUAUCUACAAACUUGAGUCACACAAAGUCCCAUUUUCCUUGGUGACCAAAGAAAACGUAGCCUAUACAGUAACCAUGGAAACUGUAAACACGGGCAGUACUCGAGGCUGACCACCCCUACCAAACAUGCAUCUCAAGCGAAUAUAUCUACGCUACUAUCCCCCAGGCUUGACUUUCGAGAUGAUGGACGGUCAAAUAUCAUCCUGGCGGGAGAUUCAGCUUCUCGACCUCAAACCAGAGUCAGUAUCUGUAUUGUUCAAGAUGUGCAAUAACUGUUACAAACAAUAUAAUAGCAUAUGCAGCAUUAUCAGCCUCCGUGACUUCCUUGGUGCAGUUCCCAAGUGGACGCCGUGGUGGAGGAGGUGGUGCACACAGGAGGGAGGAGCAGCAGGCCAGCGAGCCAGACUGCACCGCCUAGUAAGUCGCCUGCUGCUUGCCCUACGCACGGACGCCACCCGCACCCACACGCGCCACAGGACUCUCAGGGCACACAUCUUACCCCUCACCAACGUUACACUCAACAAGGCGGCGACUCUAUGCGCCACUGCCAGUUACGACCGCCAGUGCAGGUUGUGGCGGAUUAAGGACGGCGCCUCGGAGACCACACUCAAGGGGCACCAGGACGUGGUCUUCGAUGUGACGUUUGUUGGCAAGUACGAUGAGCUUGUGGCGACCUGCAGCUUCGACGGCACGGUGCGGGUGUGGGAGUCCGUGUCCGGGGCGUGUGAGCUGGUGAUGGCAGGCCAUGAGGGCCCCGUGGCCGUGGUGACUCCUCUGCCAGCCUCCAAGCAGUUCCUGGCCACUGGGGAAUGGACACCUCGGCCAGAGUGUGGGACAUCACCAUGGGUAAUGUUGUUGUUGUUGUUAUUGUUGCUGUUGUUGUUGUUGGUGGUGGUGGUGAUGGUGGUAAUAGUAGUGGUAGUAGUAAUAGUAGUAGUAGUAGUAAUAGUAGUAGUAGUAGUAGUUGUAGUAGUGGUAGUAGUAAUAUCAACAUCACCACAAAAGCUGCAUAACAUCAAAUCCACGCAUCCUGCAGGGGAGUGCGCGGCGGUGCUGGAGGGUCACUCCGGGGCGGUGGUGGGCGUCGGGGGCGACAGGUCAGGACAUCUCCUGUACUCCGCAUCCUUCGACGGUACGGUCAGGCUCUGGGACGGCCGCUCCCACGAAUGUAGCGGCACCUUAAUGGACCAUGAAGGGGAAGUCAACGGGGCAGGACUCAGCUGGUGCGGUCAUUUCCUCGCCUCCUGGGCCACUGACGCCACGGCCCGUGUGUGGGACUUGCGCCACACCUCCAAGCCAGUCCACGUCAUGCGUCACGAUGCUGAGGUGGUGAGUGGAGCCUGGGACAACUGUGGCAGGCAGCUGGUGACAGGCGGCGUGGAUCGGACUGCCCGGGUGUUGCACGUGCCGUCCCUCACCGAGACAGUCCAGCUUGAGGGCCACGGAGGGGAGGUAUCAAAGGUCUGCUUCAGUCCUUCUGGGAGCCGCGUCUUCACGGCGGGGGAGGACGGCCACCUCAGGGUCUGGGACACCACCACUGGUCACUGCCUUCAGGAGGAGCGAGGACACACCAGCGAGAUAUUCUCCAUGGCAGUGAGCUACGAGGGAGACGUGCUGGUGACGGGUAGUAGGGACAGCACGUGCGUGGUGUGGAAACACCGCACCACCGAGGGAACCUAG
Molecule: messenger RNA, 2113 nt
Organism: Scylla paramamosain (green mud crab)
Lineage: Eukaryota; Metazoa; Arthropoda; Malacostraca; Decapoda; Portunidae
Product: dynein assembly factor with WD repeat domains 1-like
Exons: 9
Coding region: 560-2113 (517 amino acids)
Molecular function (GO): protein binding
Source: RefSeq, a predicted model, not a curated record